Lathyrus oleraceus (garden pea) is the source of this 822-nucleotide messenger RNA. RefSeq lists its product as uncharacterized. Lineage: Eukaryota; Viridiplantae; Streptophyta; Magnoliopsida; Fabales; Fabaceae. The transcript has a single exon. Gene Ontology annotation, molecular function: protein dimerization activity. The coding region runs from base 1 to 822 and encodes 273 amino acids. The record is from RefSeq and is a predicted model, not a curated record.
AUGAAAAUAGUUUUAGGAAUUACACAUGAUUUAUCUCAAGCAUUAAAAAGAAGUGAUCAAGAUAUUGUAAAUGCUAUGAAGUUAGUAAAAGUGUCCAAAAUAAGGCUACAAGCUAUAAGAGAUAAUGGUUGGGAUUCUUUGUUGAAUAAUGUUUCAUUAUUUUGUGAGCAUAAUGAUAUUGACAUUCUAGAUAUGGAUGACACUUUUCAACCGACACAAAAAAAGUCAAAGAGAAAAAUGGAGAAAGUAUUUAAUUUACACCAUUUUCAAGUUGGAUUGUUUUAUGAAGUGAUUGAUCGACAACUUCAAGAGUUAAACAAUUGUUUUACAGAAGUAAAUACUAAGUUGCUCCUUUGUGUAGAUUGUUUAAGUCCAAGAGAUUCAUUGUCUGCAUUUGAUAAGGAGAGAUUGAUUUGUUUAGCUCAAUUUUAUCCUUCAGAGUUUUCUCAAGUUGAAUUAUUGGCACUAGAUUGUCAGCUUGAAAGCUAUUUCUUAGAUGUAUGCUCUGACAGUGAAUUUUCAGAAUUAGAGGGGAUUGGUGAUCUUUCUAUCAAGCUCGUAGAGACCAAAAAACAUGUUGUGUACCCGUUGGUAUAUUUGCUUUUAAAGUUAUCUCUGAUAUUACCGGUGGUAACUACAACAGCUGAAAGAGCUUUCUCUGCUAUGAAUAUUAUCAAGAAUCGAAUGCGAAAUCGCAUGGGUGAUGAUUGGUUAAAUGAUUGCCUAGUUACUUACAUUGAGAGAGAUGUUUUUGUUGAUGUUGAAAAUGAGAAAAUCAUUCAACAUUUUCAGAACAUGAAAAAUCGUAGAGAACAAUUAUAA